Molecule: messenger RNA, 1669 nt
Organism: Wyeomyia smithii (pitcher-plant mosquito)
Lineage: Eukaryota; Metazoa; Arthropoda; Insecta; Diptera; Culicidae
Gene: U4-U6-60K
Product: U4/U6 small nuclear ribonucleoprotein Prp4
Exons: 1
Coding region: 108-1634 (508 amino acids)
Biological process (GO): mRNA splicing, via spliceosome
Cellular component (GO): U4/U6 x U5 tri-snRNP complex
Molecular function (GO): protein binding; U4 snRNA binding; U6 snRNA binding
Source: RefSeq, a predicted model, not a curated record
UGAUCGCAAGAUAAACAUCCAGCAAAACGUUUACCAAUCGUUACAAAACUGUAAACCACAGUGCGGUUAAAAAAUUGUAGUAAUUCAGUUCAUUUUCGUUAAUUACAAUGUCAGACGAAGAAGAAUUAGUGUUUGUGAAACGCCAGAAAACAAUUCACUAUGGAUCGCUGGAAGAUUCCGAACGGCAACGCCAGCUUAAGGACCCUGGUUCCGAUUUGUACGGUAGCGGUGGUGCCAGUGGUUCCGGUGACAUCGGUCAAGUGUACACUUCCAGCGAGUAUUUCGACUUGGAGAACGAAGUGUCCAAAGAUAAGGCUGCCUUGCUGGAGGAGUUUGAGAGGAAAAAGAAGGCGCGACAGAUUCACGUUAGUACUGAUGACACGGAAGUCAAAAAGAAUUUGAGAGCCCUGAACGAGCCGAUUUGCUAUUUUGGAGAAGGUCCUGCCGAACGUCGUAUUCGUCUCAAGGAGCUACUUUCGGCACUGGGUGAAAGUGCCAUCCCGCAGAAGAGUGCCAAAGACGAUGAUAAGAAGCAGCUGCAAAAGGAGCAGGAGUCCACCUGGUAUCAUGAGGGGCCGGAGUCACUUAGAAUCGCUAGAAUUUGGUUGGCAAAUUAUUCGUUACCCCGAGCAAAGGCGAGGCUUGAGGAAGCGUCCGAGUUGUUGAAACUACCCAGUUCUACCAAGGCUGGGCGAAUGGUUGAACUGCAAAAGCGGAUACAAUCGCUAGCCCCUCAGUGCAGUCAGGUUGGCGAUGUUCGACCCAUAACCAACUGUUGUUUCAAUUCGGAAUCAAAUUUACUGUUGACAUCAAGUCUCAGUUCAAUGUGCAAGGUGUGGUCUGUUCCGGAUUGUAAUCUCGUGCAAACACUGAGAGGUCAUCAGUUUUACGUGAGCGCCAUCGCUUUUCGACCGGACGUAUCAUCCGAUUCAAAGGGGGAAGUUGCUAUGGCUUCCGGCUGCUAUGACGGCACAGUUAAGCUGUGGUCAUUUGAUAGCGAGGAAGCUGUGGCCGAUAUCAAUGGGCACGUACCACAUCGAGUUUCCCGGUUGGCUUUCCAUCCAUCCGGGCGUUUUCUAGGAACCGCUUGUUACGAUUCGUCCUGGCGACUUUGGGAUUUGGAACAAAAGCAGGAAGUUUUACAUCAGGAGGGACAUGCCAAGGCGGUUCAUUGUAUUGCAUUUCAGAUCGACGGUAGCGUCUGUGUCACUGGAGGUCUAGACGCGUUUGGCCGAGUUUGGGAUCUUAGAACAGGUCGCUGUAUUAUGUUUUUGGAAGGGCAUCUUAGUGCCAUAUACGGGGUGGAUUUCUCCCCCAAUGGAUAUCAUAUUGUAACGGGAUCGCAGGAUAAUUCUUGCAAAAUAUGGGACCUCAGACGACGCCAUCCGGUGUACACUAUUCCGGCGCAUCGGAAUUUGGUUUCGGAUGUAAAGUACCAAAAAAAUGGUGGCCACUUUUUGGUAACGGCCAGCUACGAUAACACGGCUAAAAUUUGGUCCAACAAAACCUGGCAACCGUUGAAGACCCUUUCUGGCCACGAUAGUAAAAUUAUGAGUGUGGACAUUUCACCGAACUCACAGCACAUUGCCACCACUUCGUAUGACCGCACGUUCAAACUGUGGAGCCCAGAAUGAUUGCAGUUCUAAUAAACAUUUGAAUUGCAAUGAAA